Molecule: messenger RNA, 468 nt
Organism: Prorocentrum cordatum
Lineage: Eukaryota; Dinophyceae; Prorocentrales; Prorocentraceae
Source: the annotation of a GenBank genome assembly
AUGGACGAGGCACGCCCAGAGCCCGCCCUGCGCCAGACGCCUGGCUGGCAGCAGAUCGUGGCCGUCGUCCAGGCCAAAUCGGACUUGUCCCGUGCCCAGAAGGCGGGGCUGCGCUCGGCCACGGAGCGGCUCGAGGCCGCCGCCGCUGCGGCGGACGCCCUGAUUGGGUCCCAUCGGCUCAGCUCUUCCAGCGUGGUCCCGGCCUCUGCGUGGGGUGGGGGGGUGGAGGGCGGGGACCCGUGCGCCCUCGGCGGCCCGAAGGCACGCCCAGAAAAGCCAGCGAGUGUGGACUUCGCCGCCGUUUCCGCCGCGCUGCGCGCCGCGCUGGAGCAGGCUGGCGGCUGCCGCAACCUGGGCGCCCUGAAGCCCGACGUCGAGCAGGCCUGCGCCGGCCUGCUGCCUGGCGGCCAGCUGGGCGCCGCGGCGCUGAGGGCGCUGGGCGUGGGCUCGCUCCGGGAGCUGGCGCAG